Gigantopelta aegis is the source of this 1264-nucleotide messenger RNA. RefSeq names its product cilia- and flagella-associated protein HOATZ-like. The record is from RefSeq and is a predicted model, not a curated record. The coding region runs from base 62 to 637 and encodes 191 amino acids. The transcript has 4 exons. Gene Ontology annotation, biological process: cilium assembly. Lineage: Eukaryota; Metazoa; Mollusca; Gastropoda; Neomphalida; Peltospiridae.
CAACAUCUGCUAAGCUUUUAUGGAACCUGGCAAAUAUUUUAAAAUAUGUAAUGAGACCUGAAUGUGCAAGAGUUAUCUCCCGUUUGUCCUGUUGUUUAUGACAACAAAGAUGGCCGUAAAGACUGUGAUCGUAGAUUUAACAAAUCAACCUGAACGUUUAACUUUCAGCGGAUCGUCAGAGGAAGAUAUCGCGUAUGCUAAAACGUUUUGGCAAUCUUUGCAUCUGCUGCCACCCAUGGAGUCGCGUUUAGUUUCCAGUGACAUCAAACAACGAUUGAGAAUUAUGCCUAUAGGAUAUCGCGGUCCAAAUCGUACUCGGCAGACUCCAAUGGAACCUCUAGUUAUAAAAGAAUAUUUGUUUCGAGCUAAGACUCAGGAGCUUCUAGAAGAGUACAAGAAAUUACGACAGUUUGCUUCAGCGAGGAAUGACAGUCGAGAAACCUUGUCAAGGAGAAGACGAGAAAGAAUUAAGAAAGAAGAACUGUCCCGGGCGUAUAUGCCAUCACGAGACAGCAUGAUGUCAGACAGAUUUAAGAUGAGUGAGGAUGAAGAGAGCGAAGAAGACAAAAGCCGAGCUAUGGAAGAUCUCGAUAAAUUUGAUAAAAUGAGAAAGGAUCACGAAUCUGACUCUGACUGAUAGACAUUAGAUGCUGAAUGAACAUUUUUCUCAAAAGGGACACAGUGUUAGUGGGGAACCAGUUGAUAAAUGGUGUGCAGUUCACAUUUGUGAUAUUAACUAAUUCUAAAUGUUCGAAUAUUUAGUAUUAUAUAUGUUGAUAUUCUAUGAUCAUGCAUGUUGAUAUCCUGUGGUCAUUUAUGUUGAUAUCCUGUGGUCAUUUAUGUUGAUAUCCUGUAGUCAUUUAUGUUGAUAUCCCAUGGUCAGAUAUGUUGAUUUUCUGUGGUCAGAUAUGUUGAUAUACUGUGUAUAUUGAUAUUCCAUCGUCAUGUUUGUUGAUGUCAUCUGUUAUAUUGUGUAUUGAUAUCAUGGGAGUAUGUUUGUUGAUAUCCUAUGAUUCUAUCCGUUGAUAUCAUUUGAUACUGUUUUUAUACCUGUAAUCAUGAUUGUUGAUUUAGUUUUUGAGUGUUGAUAUCUUAUGAUCACAAUAUCUUCUGUAUAUCUUGUUAUGUAUAAUAAUAUCAUGUAGUCAUGGAAUUUGUUAUCCUGUGAUUUUGAAUGUUGAUAUUCUGCGAUUGUGUAUUUUGAUAUUAAUAUCCUGUCACAGGGUUUAUUCAUGUAUGGUAAUAUAUUUUGCCACCCUGAGAA